UGACAACUAAUUUUUAUAAGUGAACAGUUUCCAUAUUGGAGAUGCUUGGAACUCAAUCAUUUGAAGCGAGUUUACACGUCUUGCUACAUGAAAAAAGAAGCCGUAAGGAAAGGGGAUAAAUCGCUGUCAUCAAAACCCUAAUUAACAGAGAAAAAGGAAAAAUUGAAGAAGAAUGGCAGGUCAUAUGUCGGUCGAGGUAGCCAAGACGGUGUUGGAGGUGGCCGACGUGGUGUGGACCGCCGUCGAGUGCUGCCACCACCAUCACCACGACCACGAUUCGACGGUAUUGCCGCCGGAAACCAAAGAAAGAGGGGAUUUUGAUGUGCAAACGCUGCGCUCCGAAAACGAUCGGCUACAUCGAUUGCUCGAGAAAAACCUCAAUCUUCUCCACCAGAUAUCGGCUUCACCCACUCUGUUACAUAAUUGCCCAUCGGAUCUUCAUGAUCGGAUUUUAUACGCUGUUAAUUCUGAAAGCUUCUUGAAUGAGCUUGAAUUUCUCCGUCAGAAAUCUACUUGCUCGUUCCCUUUCGAUGACCCAUCAGGUGCUGAUCUUGAGAAAGCUGAGGUUAUGAUUAAUGUCGAUAAUGAGGAACCCAGUUGGUGGGUUUGGGUUUCGGAGGACACUAAUAAUGUUGAAGAGAAGAGUGGGAUUGACAGUGAGAAUUAUGUAGUUGUAAGUGAAGAACAUGUUGUGGAUGGUGUGGCUAACUUUAUGGCUAGGUGUAUUUUAGCGAACCCAAAAUCGCUGAAUUUGAGCCCUAUCGAGCUACAAAAAGCCUUGACGAAAACGCUCAGGGGCAUGAAUAAAGUUGAGAAAAUGAUGAAUAUUUGGCUUGCUGGAAAGAUGUUUUACACCCUAGCUACAUGGGGUCUUGUUAUGGCAAGUUUGUACCAAGGUCGAGCUAUUCUGAAAGUUGCUGCCCAUGGGGUCCAUCACACAAGCAAGAUUGCAUUGAAGGUCUUGUAAAUUGUGAUACAAAGGGGUCUAUUCUUGUGUGUGUAAAUUUGAAUGUAACUCUAGUUUGCUGUUUAAGUUGUAAAGACCCACUUUAUUGUCAAAUGUACA
Striga asiatica is the source of this 1066-nucleotide messenger RNA. NCBI's taxonomy places the organism in Eukaryota, Viridiplantae, Streptophyta, Magnoliopsida, Lamiales, Orobanchaceae. The record is from the annotation of a GenBank genome assembly.